Molecule: messenger RNA, 1177 nt
Organism: Helianthus annuus (common sunflower)
Lineage: Eukaryota; Viridiplantae; Streptophyta; Magnoliopsida; Asterales; Asteraceae
Product: ankyrin repeat-containing protein ITN1-like
Exons: 3
Coding region: 39-1139 (366 amino acids)
Source: RefSeq, a predicted model, not a curated record
UUUUUUAAUUUUGAGUAGUUGUGGUUUCUCCUUUUAAAAUGCUUCUUCGGAUUUGCAUGAAGCUAUCAGUAUUCAAGAAUUACAAAGAGAAAAUGGAAAGACGGUCGGUUGCUAGAGCCUUGUUAGACAUUGUUUGUGAAAAGAUAAAAUUUUCAAAUGACACCAGCUCUUACCCAGCUUUUUACACGGAGCCAAUUAUAGAAGCUAUAAGGCGAGAUGCAAGCGAUGUUGUAGAGAAAAUUGUCAAUUGGUUUCCAAGUGCAGCUAUGGUUUUCGAUGAAGAUGGUAACAACAUUAGCCAGGCUGCUUUUAAGAACCGUGCGUCCAGGGUUGCUGCUCUAGUAAUUAACACAUCUAUAGCUAAGCAUACAAGUCUCUCUCAGAAAAUCAAAGACGACCAUUGUGGGAAUAAUUUCCUGCAUUAUGUUGCAAGAUUAGGGCCUUCCAAGAAACUCAAUCUUCUAUCAAGUCCCCCUUUCCAGUUGCAGCUUGAGUUAAGAUGGUUUAAGUUAGCUCAGGAAAAGGUGCCUGAAGGCCUCAUGGAGAAAAACUGUUUUGGAGAAACACCUGAAAUGGUAUUUACAAAGGAGCACAAGGAGUUGUUGGUUGAGUGUGGAAACUGGAUGAAGAGUACUGCAAACUCCCACGCACUUACUGCCACAAUAAUCAUCACAAUCAUGUUUGCCGCAGCAAUUACUGUACCAGGAGGAAAUGAUGAAAAAAAUAAAGGAGUCCCAAAUUUUAACGGCAAACCUGCAUUCAUUGUAUUUGAAGCGUCGAUUGUUAUAGCCAUGGUGACAGCAUAUCUUUCUAUGUUAUUGUUCUCGACAAUCCUGAAUGCUCGUUUCACGGAACAGGACUUCCACAUCCGUCGACCUCUAGCCUUGAUGGUUGCUUCGGUGAGCCUAUUAUUGUCCGCCAUGUUCUCUAUGGUGGCCUUCGGGGCAGCAUUGUCCCUUAUUUUCGGGAUGGAGAUUCCAUGGGCUCUUGGUUUUAUAGCUGCAUUGAUAGGCAUACCCAUGGCGAUUUCAUCCAAUUUCUACUCUAAUCUCCUCCAUGACUGGAUACAUAACGAGAGUGAGUUUUCGAGUAUUACUUUUUCCGGCCGUCUCAAUUUGUUGGGUCGAAUCUUAAUUUGAGUAAUGCCAUCAUCUCAUAUCAUUAUGUAAUAAUUAUA